AAGAAGAAGAAGGUUUUGGCGCGGUGUCAGCCAUCUUGGAAUCACAUCACCGUGUGGACGAAGGCUUUCCUGUUUCAUGCUGCAGCUCAUUGAUUGCUUUCCGUUGAUUCGUUAAGACGAAACGCUACUUUGAUUCAAACUUAAACCACCAGAGAAACAUUGAUUUUGAUCUAUUUUCAACUACUUGGUGAAGCCAAAUCAAGAUUAAUCGCUAUGGCGGCAGUUCGCGUUACUCCAAGCCGAGAAGCUGGUCGGCCAGCGGCCUCUACGCCUCUGUCUCCCACCAGGAUAUCCCGCCUACAGGAGAAACAAGAUCUGCAGCAUCUGAACGACCGGCUGGCCGUUUAUAUUGACCGUGUCCGCUCGCUGGAGCUGGAGAACGACCGACUGAUGGUGAAAGUGUCUGAAAAGGAGGAAGUCACUACUAGAGAGGUAACAGGGUUGAAGGCUCUGUAUGAGGCAGAGUUAGCUGAUGCUAGGCGGGUUCUGGAUGAAACGGCUAAAGACAGAGCCAAGCUUCAGAUUGAUCUAGGGAAGGUCCAGGCUGAUCUUGAUGAAGCCACUCGCAAUGCCAAAAAGAAGGAUGGGGACCUUGCCGCCGCAUUGUCGAGGGCCAAUGGGUUGGAAGGGCAGCUGAAUAAGAGUGAAGCAGCUCUUUCCACAGCUCUAAGUCAAAACUCUGCGCUCUCUGCAGAACUUGCUGAUAUGAAGAACCAGCUGGCCAAGGCUGAAGACGGCCAUGCUGUGGCCAAGCGACAACUGGAGGCAGAAACCCUCAUGCGUGUCGACCUGGAGAAUCGCUGUCAGUCGCUGAGUGAAGAGCUGGAGUUCAGAAAGAACAUGUUUGAAGAGGAGAUGCGCGAGAGUCGCCACAGACAGGAGCAAAGAAUCGUUGAGGUGGAUUCUGGAGUGAGACAGGACUACGAGUUCAAGCUAGCACAGGCUCUACAGGACCUGAGGAGGCAACAUGAUGAGCAAGUCUGUCUUUACAAGGAGGAACUGGAGCAAACCUUUCAGGCUAAGCUGGACAAUGCGAAAGUGUCAUCAGAGAUUAAUGACAAGGCAAUGGGUGCAGCACGGGAGGAACUGCAAGAGUCCCGUACGAGAAUAGAGAGCCUUGGUUAUCAGCUGAGUGCUCUGCAGAAACAGGUGGCUGCCUCAGAAGACCGGAUCAGAGAGCUUGAGGACAUUUUAUCAGCAGAGCGUGACAAGCACCGCCGUGCCAUUGAAGGAAAGGAGCAAGAGAUGGCUGAGCUGAGAGACCGGAUGAAUGCUCAGCUCAGUGAAUACCAGGAAUUGUUGGAUGUGAAGCUAGCUCUGGAUAUGGAGAUUAAUGCAUAUAGGAAGCUGCUGGAGGGAGAGGAGCACAGGCUGAAACUGUCCCCAAGCUCAUCGCCUCAAGUGACUGUUUCCAGAAUAUCGGGAUCCUCCUCUUCCCGUUCUUCCAAGAGGAAGAGGCUUCAGGAGGAGGAUCGGGAUUUGUCAGAGAUGGGAAAAGGAGAAGAACAGCUGUUGGUGUCAGAGGAGGCCACAGCUAGUGGAGCUGUCACUAUAUCGCCCACUGACAUGGAUGGAAACGCAGUCACACUGAACAAUGAGAGUGAUCAGGACCAGCCUUUGGGGAACUGGAGACUGAAGAGACAGAUUGAUGAUGGAGAAGAAGUCAUAUACAAGUUCUCACCAAAAUUUGUUCUCAAGGCUGGACAGUCAGUCACGGUUUGGUCCGCUGAUGCUGGUGUUGCACACAGCCCACCUUCUGACUUGCUUUGGAAGAGCCAAGCUUCCUGGGGAACAGGAAGUGUCAUCGUUACCUCUCUGACCAAUGUUGAUGGCGAGGAGGUUGCCAGGAGAAGUGUAACCAAGACCCAAGUGGAGGUUGAAAAUGGUGACGGGAAUGACGAGGAAAUGUCUCAGAAGGGCCGAGUGUCAAGAGAGUGUGCCAUCAUGUGAAGUGCUCUGGUUAUUUUAAACCCUUUGAGCUACUAUACUCAGUUUUUUAAUAUGUAAUUUUUUAUUGAGACACUGAGAUUAUUCAAGUUGUUGUUCAUCUGGUGUUUUUGUUGUUCAACCAAAUUCUCCCUCUUAUAAAAAUAGGGCUUCUUUUCCCCAAAAUAGAACCAGUAAUACCAGUGGAUCCAAUAAGCUGGUGGUAUUCUAUUGUGCAUCCAUGCACUCAUUUCAGAUUUCCCCUUCUAAACCUUUGGCUCACUGAUUUAAUUGAGCAUGCUUUUCUUUUCUAAGAGUGGCUGAAAGUGUAAUGACAAGCAAACACAGCAUGUAAACCAGCCUCCCAGCACAUCUCUUAGACUUUUAUCAGUGGUGUUCAGGUAAAAACACUUCUGUGGGUUUUAUCAUUUACAGCUAAAUAUUCAGAUCUGCAAAAAAAAAAAAAUAGAAAGUUGCUAGGAAGAGAGUUGGAAUUGUGAAUCCUCCUGUGAUGUGCACCAUCUAGAUUAAACUGUUGGCUUGUGACUGCCGGAUUGGUUAGGAGUUUUUAUAGCAGCACAUAGAACUAACUGACAUUAGUUGAGCUGCUGUCAGUCCUCAUUACGGUCAAGCUUUUCCACCCACUCGUAUCUUGAUUUUGUUCCAAUUUCCCUUCACUUUUUUCUAAAUAUAAAUAGGUGCAUUAGAUGACCACUAAAUUCAGCAUCAGCAUUUGUGUGUGAAAAUAUGUUUUAUGUUUUUGAAUCUUGAUUUUAAGGUAUGUAUACCAAUUCUAGCUGUUGAUAAAAUUAGAUUUCUGCAUAAGUAGGAAUCUGUGUUGUUUUGGUCUAAUUUAAUUCCAUGUUAGUUUUACAGUAAAAGGUAUUUACUUCAGUACAAUAGCCAGAAAUUUCUGGAUUGGGAUUUGAAAUUAUUCUUAUUACUUUUAGUUUGAUAAAAUUAAUGUUCUGGGCCAGUUAAUGUCACAUAGGAUGAGAGCACAUAUUUCUGUAGUGUUUUUCAUUUCAAGCCAUCUAGAAGAUUAAUAAAAUGCUUAAAACAAGAAAAAAAAAAAACAUUUGUGCUUUGAAGAUUUCCUGAUUCUAAAAACAAAGAGCUCAACAUCUAUGUUGAGCAGGAUUAGCUCAUGUGAAGGAUAUUUUAGCCUUCACUAUAUUUUCUCUCUUCUCCUGGAAGCAACAGCUUUAAGAAUCUUUUUAUGGAGGUUAUGGCCGUACAUUGGAGUAAGAACACUAGUUACCCGGUACGGUGAGCGCUGUUUUAGGGCCUCUGCUUUAGCUUGAAAACAAUGGUCCAAUGAUUGUACCCUUGGCUACAGCUGUCUUUCUGGUUAUCUUCUCUACCUCAGAUAGCGCUUCCCUUCACCUGCAAUCCUCCAAGCACUGGAGGCUCACUGCAGUUAGCAGAUGGUGUACCUUGAUCUACUUGAUGCAAGGCUUGAAUCACUGACCAUGAACAUUUUUAAUCAUUCUAUUAUGCAACUGCAAUGGUGUUCUUGUAGUUGUGCGUCCCCACUGAAUAUCCUCUUGGAAAGCUUCAGGGGCCACAAUUCACCACAGAGGCCCUCAGAGACUAAGAGCCUUAACAAGUUCUGAAGAGGUCUUAUUCACCUUCAAACUCUUGUUUGGGGUGUUAUUUUUAUUACCUCUUAGUGACCGCAGACUGACCCAAUUUUCUGCAACAUCCAGCUACUUUAGUCUAGGAGACAAACUCUGUAUAUAAACAUUCAUCAAACAUUUCUUUCUAAAUGGUGGUUGUUAGAUUUCUCCUCAGCGUGGUUGAUAAUCCUUAGUCUUAAACUAGAUACAGUAAACAAGAUACAAAAUAUUGACAACUCCAGAACCUUUUUGGAGUCCAACCAGCGGAGAAGUUAGUUCUGAUGCCAGAAGCCCACAGAUCCAGUUUUUGCCUGACUGCUUUUCUGACAGUCGUGACUUGUGAAUCUCCAGGUUCCAGUCAUGGUAGUCACAUUCCAGCCACACUUCAGACUACAGCUCUGUCCCAAUAUUAAAAACUCCAUUCUUUACCUCUUCUUAGUUCUCUCACAGUAGAUCCAGAGCAUAUUCACAGAGCUUCACUUUGUCUGCAUUUAACGAUAACCUUUUUUCAUUGCAAAUUGAUUUAAGCUUCCCACAGCUGACGAGGCAUGUCAUAGCCCCAAGCAAGCAUGAAGUCAGCCCGUAAAUCUCUGUGACACUGUUGUCUCAAGGCACAAAUUGGGGAAUCCACCUAUUAGGCCUGUAUGGUAGAUUGACCAAUCUACCAGAUGGAAGCCACACCUUAAUAGGAUGCAUGGCAGCCUAUGCAAGUUUGCCAAAAGACACCUGAAGGACUCAGACCAUGAGAAAUAAAAUUCCGUGGUCUGAGGAGAUUAAAGAGAAACCUGUUAAGCAUGAAUGUCAGGCAUUAUGUUUGGAGGAAACCAGGCACUGCUCAUCAUGUGGCCAAUACCAACCCUACAGUAAAGCAUGGAGGUGGCACCAUUAUACUGGAGAAAGGUUUUUCAACAGCAGAGACUAGGAUACUUUAUGGACAAGGAAAGGAUAAAUGCAGACAUCUUGGAUAAAACCUCACACUGGGGUGAUCUGAAAAGACUUUGCACUGCCAUUUCCCAUCAGACCUGAUGGAACUCAGAUUUUCUGCAAAGAUAAAUGGGCUGACCUGCCCAGAUAUACGUGGGCCAAGCUUGUUGUCCUUUUCUAGAAGAGCUGUAGCUGUAAAUGCUAACAAAAGUUUAUCAACCAAGUAUUUCCAGUUUUCUUCUUGGGAAACUGGAAUGGAAUCCAUUAUGGAAAGCAACAAACUACAGAAAGUGAAGGACUGCAAUUGAUUUCUAGAUGGGCUGGAAGUGCUUUAUUCAGUAGAGGUGGAACCCCAAGCUAUGACUAACGUGUAUUUCUGUUCUCCUCCCCGCCCUUUGAUACGUCAGAUGAGUGAUGACACUGACUUUCUCCCAUGAUGUUCACAAUAAAUCACUUAUGUGAAAUGGUAUUGACCAAGAUUAAGAGGUAUAAAUGCUCUAAGGCAAACAACAGUACAUUUAAAACUCAUCACUCACUCCAAGGGACUGUCCUGGUGUCUCAUAGUUACGUGAAUCAUGUUCUGAAUGUCUGCCUUGGUUUAAGAUGUACCAAAGCUGCAUCUGGCUUUAAACACCCAACACGUCCCGGGCUGUGAUGGACCCUGUGACGGGAAGCAGUGAAGGACCUUGUGGCCUAGGGAAGACAACACUCAUGAUGCAGUGAUUGUCUAAUAAUUUUUUUCUUGUGUUAUUAUCUAUGUUGUUUACUGUAUUACACUAUACAUCUGAUUUGGUUUGAGGUUUUUAGUAACAUACUUUUUCUUGUUUGUAUGCUGUGCUUUAUAAUGCUAUAUUUCUUUUUGGGAUUGUGAGUUUCUUUUCACAUUGAUAACGUGUUGACAUUUACUUUUAUAAUUAGAUUCAGAUGUUUUGUGGUGGUAGCAAAAGUGUGCCAGUAGGUCAUUGUUGAUAUAAAGGGCUGUUUCACAAAAUCAAGACACAAAAUUUCCUGAUAUCCUGGUUGAAUUGAGCCUGGACGCGGUUUCACAAAAGCAGUAGCACAUAAGUUACCAUGGUAUUGUAUUCUGUGCAGCUUGCCUGCUCCAGACCAGGCUAACAGCCAGGCAUAGUUAAUGGGGUUAGGGUGCCUUAUCUAUUCAGUCAGCGAUCACACUGAUCAGAAACCAUUGAGUUCUGUCAGUGGUUUAGUUUUCUUAUGUGUGUUUUGGUAUUUUUAUCAACCUGCAUCAAAAUGUCACUGAUACAUAGGCCCAUUGGUAUUCAAUUGAUUGCUAUUAUUAUUUUAGCAUUAUUAUGGUAGCCUAUAUAAUUAUUAACUAUAAUUAUCCAUCAGAAUCAAGUUUAAUCGCCAAGUAGGUUUGCACUUAAAAGGAAUUUGACUUGGUAUUGAUGGUGCAGACAAAAAAUAAGAAUAAAGUAAAAUAAGAAGUAAAAAUUAUAUAUACACGGAAGCUGUAUACACUUAGUAAGCUGCGUUAAUGUAACGCAGAAGCUUGUAAGUCCUGAACGGGGGGGAGAGACAGUGUCCAGUUUCAUGGGCGGCGCUUGGCCUUGUUCACAAGGCUGGUAGCAGAUGGGGAAAAAACUGUUCUUGUGGCGUGACGUUGUGGUCCUGAUGGACCGCAGCCUCCUGCCAGAGGGAAGUGACUGAAAUAGUCUGUGACUGGGGUGCGAGGGAUCAGCCACAAUCUUCCCUGCACGCCUCAGAGUCCUGGAGGCGUACAGGUCCUGGAGAGAUGGAAGAUUGCAGCCAAUCACCAUGUGGACAUUGUUGCUGUUCAACUGUGUUUUUGAAGACUGCUGUUGCUCUGAGUUUGAUUUACUUAAACCUGGCUUGAUAUAGUCGGACCUCUUAAGCCUGCAUUGGCUUUCAUGAGACGGAUAAUGCCAGGAACUCUGAUCACACUAAGUCUAGCCUGGCUUUACCUCUUAUCCUGGAUUUCUGAAUUCUGAUUUUGUGACACAGCCCCCAGAACACCUGAACAUGUAAUCACAGUGUUGGACUUUGGCCAAGUCUUGCUCAGGUAUGAAAACAAUCCUGAUCUCAGCUUAUUAGCAAAGUGAAUGGACAUCACCUGACUGCUUCACAUCUUAGAUUCCGUGUUAGAUCAGUUCAGACUGCUUCUUUUACAUUAGAUGAUUUGAUUUAAUAGAGAAUUUUUCUUGUCCAAAAUGUUAUCAUUUUACCUGGGGAUAUGACAUGCCAAUAUGUCAGUUCUUUCAUUCAUAAUGACCUGGUGAUCUUUUUGUACAUGCAAUAAAACUUUUACAUUUAUUUUA
Fundulus heteroclitus (mummichog) is the source of this 6769-nucleotide messenger RNA. RefSeq names its product lamin B2 (gene lmnb2). The coding region runs from base 214 to 1950 and encodes 578 amino acids. The record is from RefSeq and is a predicted model, not a curated record. The transcript has 13 exons. Lineage: Eukaryota; Metazoa; Chordata; Actinopteri; Cyprinodontiformes; Fundulidae.